GUGACCAGAAUAAAAACAGCAACACCAGACUCAGAGCAGGGGGGGGGAAGCAGAGUCGUCUCCCCUCUUGUAAUGACACAGCGUCUCCCCCGUAUCUUUUUACCUUUCUCACUCUACUUGUCCGCUCUUUGAGACCUCGGGGAAGAGGUAAUUAGCUGGGAGAGAAUAAAACCAGCUGAUCGGGAGAGGGGUGGUGCAUUCUGGAGAGAGAUGGCUAACAGAAACACUCUCUUGCUCGUCUGUGGAGUCGUCCUCCUAGCGUUGAUUCAGUCCUCUCUUCAAGGAGGUGUGUAUGUGCCACCUGGUUCUGGAUAUAGACCAGGCGCUCCUUUGCCAGGGACUGGAUAUUUUCCAGGGUCAGCUGGAGGUGGUCCUGCAGGCUAUAAACCAGCAAAACCUGGAGCAGUAGGAGGUUAUGGCGGUGGAGGCCGAGGAGCUGGGACCGGCGGUUUGGUACCAGGAGGAGUGGGAACGGGCAGCCUUGGCUACGGAGGGCUGCCAGCAGGACAAGGAGGAAAGCCUCCAAAACCAGGUUAUGGAAAUCUAGGAACUGGGAUCGGCGGUUACGGAGGAUAUGGUGGCGGUACUGGAGGGUUUUACCCGUCACAAAAAGCUGCUGCCAAAGCAGGUGCUGGAGCAGGAGUGGGACCUGGAGGUGCUGGAACUGGACCCGGUGGAGCACCUGUUAUUCCUCAGACAGGCCUUCCAGGAGGAGCCGGUGGUGCAGCAGGAAAGAAAGCUGCCAAAGUGCCAGGUGUGGGUGUUCCUGGACUUUACCAAGGAGGAAUUGUACCAGGAACUGGGUUUGGUGGCCGUGGGGUUCUGCCUGGGGUCGCUACUGGAACAAACCUAAAUCCCAAAUCAAUUGGAGGACAACAAGGGGGCCAAGUCCCAGGAACCAGAGGGUUUGGUGGGCCAAUGCAGCCAGGUGUAUUCCAUGGUUACCCCCUCAAAUCACCCAAAGCGCAAGGGGGCUACGGUGCUAAACCUGGAGGUGGCAAAGUUCCCUAUGGUUACGGGAGUUAUGGUGUUGGUGGAGCUGGACUUCCAGGAGGAAAAGCUGGUCCUGGAUCAAAGCCUGGUUAUCCUUUCGGAACUGGAGUGGGUCCUGGAGGCUUCUUACCUUCUCAAUCUAAAGCUGCUAAAUAUGGUGCUGGCGUUGGUGGUGUUGGAGGCGUUGGAGGCGUUGGUGGUGUUGGAGGUGUCGGAGGCGUUGGUGGUGUUGGAGGCGUUGGUGGUACUGGUGGACUAUAUCCAGGACAGGUGCCAGGAGGAUAUGGACCUGGGUCCAAGGCUGCUAAAUAUGGAGUACCGGGAGGAGUACCGGGAGGAGUACCGGGAGGAGUACCAGGAGGAGUACCUGGAGGAGUACCUGGAGGAGUACCGGGAGGAGUACCUGGAGGUGCACCAAUUGGAGUACCAGGGGGAGGUGGAUACCUCCAACCAGGAAAAGCUGCCAAAUAUGGACUAGGCGGAGUCGGGGGAACGGGAGGAGUCGGAGGAACAGGAGUAGCAGGAAUAGGAGGAGUCGGAGGAAUAGGAGGAGUGGGAGGUGGUGGAUACUCUCCUGCAGCCAAGGCUGCCAAGUAUGGUGUUGUACCAAGAGUUGGUGGAGGAGUCGGUGGUGCAGGCGUUCCUGGAACACAGUUUCUACCUGGAUAUGGAUCUCCUCAGACAGGCCUCGGAGGAGUAGGAGUCCCUGGUGGAGGAGGACAGGUGCUACCCGGCGGUGGCUAUGGUGGUUAUGGAGGCGGUGCAGGGGUCAAACCUCCAAAGUAUGGAGUUCCAGGAGGAGUUGGAACAGGAUUUGGAUAUGCAGGACUGGGAGGAGCAGGAGGAGUGGGAGGAGGGCCUUUUGUCCCAGCAGGGGGACAAUACUCUGCAGCAGCAAAAGCUGCCAAAUAUGGAGUUGCAACAGGAGGUGCUGGAACAGGAGUGGGAGCAGGAGGAACAUUAGGAGCCCAAGGAGCCGGACAAUAUUCUGCAGCAGCCAAAGCAGCUAAAUACGGAGUCACAGGUGGUGCUGGGACAGGACUGGGAACAGGAGGACUUGGAACAGGAGGACUGGGAACAGGAGGACUGGGAACAGGAGGACUGGGAACAGGAGGACUUGGAACAGGAGGACUGGGAACAGGAGGACUUGGAACAGGAGGACUGGGAACAGGAGGACUUGGAGGAGUACAAGGAGGUGGACAGUACUCUGCUGCUGCAAAAGCUGCUAAAUACGGUGGUGCUGGGACUGGACUGGUACCAGGAGUAGGAGGAGGGACUGGACUGGUACCAGGAGUAGGAGGAGGGACUGGACUGGUACCAGGAGUAGGAGGAGUACCAGGAGGUGGACAAUACUCUGCUGCUGCAAAAGCUGCUAAAUAUGGUGGUGCUGGAACAGGACUGGUACCAGGAGGAGUGGGAGGAACACAAGGAGGUGUCGGACCUGGUGCGACUCCGGACACGUCCGUCAGCGGCAUUGCAAAUGGCUCCGUAUCGGCUGUAAAACCAGGGAAGGAAGUAGGUGUUGGCGGAACUCCUCAGCCAGGGCCCACUCCUAUCGCUGCACUUAAUAAGGCCCCAGAGGUCCCACAGCCCAGCGUUGGCACAACUGGUGGACAAGUUCAACCCGGCGCUGGAGUCAAACCACCAAAGCCAUAUGUACCAGUUCCAGGUGCAGGUGGAUAUGGAUAUCCAUAUGGAGUUCUUUACGGUACUGGUACCGGUACGGGUAUCGGCACCGUGCCUGGGCAGGGAGCAGGAACAGGAGUGAAAUAUCCAGUUGCAGGAGGCAGAGUAGGAAUCCCUCUGGCUGCAGGAGGCUAUCAAAUUGGACAGGCGGGAGCUGGUAGUGGAGUCAAACCACCCAAACCAGGUUAUGGUAACCUUGGAGGAGGAGGAGUUUAUCAGCCAGGUGGUGCUGGGACGGGACUGGGACCUGGAGGAGCACCAGUCGCACCAGGAGGUGGACAAUACUCUGCUGCUGCAAAAGCUGCUAAAUAUGGUCUUCAAUCAGGAGUUGGACCAGGAGGAGUUCAAACAGGUGUGGUUCCUGGUUAUGGUGGAGGAUACCCUCAGCAAUACGCCCCAGGUCAAUAUGCGCCAGCCUCACUGACCCCACAACAAGCCAAGGCAGCAAAGUAUGGUGCGCUGCAGGGCUUCCUUGGCGGAGGAGGAGGCGGAGGAGGCGGAGGGUUCUACAGAGGUGGCGCUGCAGGAUGCCAGGGUAAAUACUGUGGGAGGAGGAAGUAGAGGAUCUCCAGAUCCAGUGACCUCAAGACACCAUGGUGCUACUGCAUGAUCUAGAAUGUACAUUUUAUAUGCAAACAAAGCCCGAUUAGACAACCUGUAUAGAUGUUUGUUGUUGCUUACUUGACUUCAAUGUCUGUUUUUCUACAAACCCACCGACCCAGAAUUUUGUACACGUUCUGUUGUGAACAUAUGUUAUAGAUAGUGCCUUUUGAUUAUCAUGUAUGUGUUCCAGUUAAUCAGCUUUGACUCUUUGUACCCCGUCACAGGAGUUAGAAAUGCUUCGUGUCUUCAGUGAGUGUGUGUUUUUAUUGUGAUGAUCAGGCUGACCUUUGUGUUUUAACCCCUAUGGACGUGUCUCGCCCGUCUGAGCAGAACUCGCCGCCUCUCGGGGAGGGUUGGUUUGGUCAGAGCUCGCCCAAACACUGAUCAGAUCUGUCCAAUCUGCUCCCCGCUCUUCCUCCGCUGCUAUUUUUAGCCGUGCUGAGUGUAAAGCGGCAGGAGCUUGCUCGGGCCAACCCAUCUGCUCUGAGAUUUUGCUGAUUCUUGUCGCUGUGCAGUGAAGUCUUCUCAGCACUUUCUGAUCUUUGAAGAACAGAGAGACGAACGCAAUUGACACGUCUUUUAAUGCUUUACAGGGAGAGAAAAGCAGCCGGCCAGACGUAGAUGUCAGGCUGACAUGAACUUUAUGUGUGGUUGAAUGUUGGGUGUGUAGUCUCAUUCAUUAUUAUUUUAUUUUACCUGUUAUAAGUGUUUGGACUCAUAGCUGUAUUGUUAUCAGGAAAGCAUAAAACAAGAACAAUCUUUUUGCAUUUAUCCUCUGUUACUAAUUAUUACAGGCUUUGUUUAAUGGGGGAGGAUGUGCAUUUAUGUGAGGCAUAAAAAUCCUCUUGAUUAUUUACUUGAGCUGCUUUUAUCAGGCUUUACUGACCAAAGGUUUCUGAGUGCUGUUGCCAAUGUGACCGCAUCUCUCCGUGUGUAACUAUGUACUGUAUUUUUGACUAAUUUUGAUGUUAGCUGGCUUCAGUUUCUUCCACUCGGGGCUGCGUGAGAACUGUCUUUGAGCCUCGCCGGGUUGGACCAUGUCAGAUGUGACGUGGGACGCUCUUCAUCUUUAUUUAAAACUGUUGUCAGAAGGAGGAAUGGUGUGGUUUUGCACUUUUUUUUAUGAUCUCCACGACACAUGCGACUCGAUCCUAGACAUCCUGGCAAUGUCUUUUCUUUAACAGAUAACAAAAUAAAUGUGUUUAAAGAA
Molecule: messenger RNA, 4492 nt
Organism: Xiphophorus maculatus (southern platyfish)
Lineage: Eukaryota; Metazoa; Chordata; Actinopteri; Cyprinodontiformes; Poeciliidae
Gene: elna
Product: elastin-like
Exons: 45
Coding region: 211-3240 (1009 amino acids)
Molecular function (GO): extracellular matrix structural constituent
Source: RefSeq, a predicted model, not a curated record